This is a messenger RNA of Paramacrobiotus metropolitanus, 890 nucleotides long. RefSeq names its product ADP-ribosylation factor-related protein 1-like. The transcript has 7 exons. Gene Ontology annotation, cellular component: Golgi apparatus. Gene Ontology annotation, molecular function: GTP binding; GTPase activity. The record is from RefSeq and is a predicted model, not a curated record. Lineage: Eukaryota; Metazoa; Tardigrada; Eutardigrada; Parachela; Macrobiotidae. The coding region runs from base 113 to 715 and encodes 200 amino acids. Gene Ontology annotation, biological process: Golgi to plasma membrane protein transport; intracellular protein transport; protein localization to organelle.
UGUAGAAAAAACUUAUAAAAUUAAAUUUUCGUUUGCUUUAUGUUUACGAAGUCCUUUCAUUUGGGAAAUUAUUUUUCCGGGAACAGAUGUGUAAUGUGGUGAUGCGGGGAGAAUGUUCCAUCUGUUUUACGGACUGUACAAGCAGUGCACGCAGAAGGACGAGUAUUUCAUUCUGAUUCUAGGACUGGACAACGCUGGCAAAACAACACUGUUGGAGCAGGCGAAGGCGCAGUUUAAUUCCUCCUACGUCGGACUGAAUCCCAAGAAGAUCACGGCCACCGUCGGACUGAACAUUGGCAGAAUCGAUACGGCAGGAAUACGGCUGAAUUUCUGGGAUCUCGGAGGACAGGAAGAACUGCAAUCGCUAUGGGAUAAAUACUAUUCCGAAUGCCAUGCCAUUAUUUAUGUCGUGGAUUCCGGCGAUCGGAAUCGCCUCAACGAAACCAAAGACGCUUUCGCGACGAUGAUCCAUAAUCAGCAUCUCGACGGUGUUCCCUUGCUUUUGUUGGCCAAUAAGCAAGACAUCGAAGCGUCGAUGCUGGUGGCGGAAGUGAAAUCGCAGCUGUCCAGCGUGGGAACGCCGUACAUCGGCCGGCGCGAAUGCCUGGCGCUCGGCUGUUCGGCAUUAACUGGGGCCGGCGUGAGUGAUGGAAUCUCGUGGGUGGUUGAGCAGAUCAAACUGAAUCCUAUCCGACCGGCGCGGACGCAAAUUUAAAUCGUUUAAUUAUUGUUUUUUCUGGUGAUGUUAAAAUUACCUCAAACGGCGCUUGGAUUUAUGGGCGGUGUUUUCUUGAAAUAUCAAGAGCAUUUUGUUUUUAAUUUCGACGGCUUUUAUUACGUGCGUUGGAAGGAAAACGGCGAAUGCGAUGAAAUAAACUCAAACGACGGAA